AGCAGUGGUCUCUCUCUCUCCCUCUAAAUAACUUUUUCCCUUGUCCCCACAGAAUGCCGUAAAUGAAAAUGGCUGCCGAGAAUUCCUCCUUCCUGGCAGAGUUUAUCCUCGCAGGCUUAACCGACCAACCCGGAGUCCAGAUCCCCCUCUUCUUCCUGUUUCUAGGCUUCUAUGUGGUCACUGUGGUGGGGAACCUGGGCUUGAUAACACUGACAGGGCUCAACUCUCACUUGCACACCCCUAUGUACUUCUUCCUCUAUAACUUGUCCUUCAUAGAUUUCUGCUAUUCCAGUGUUAUCACUCCCAAAAUGCUGAUGAGUUUUGUCUCGAAGAAGAAGGGCAUCUCCUACGCUGGGUGUAUGACUCAGCUCUUCUUCUUUCUUUUCUUUGUUGUCUCUGAGUCCUUCAUCCUGUCAGCAAUGGCGUAUGACCGCCACGUGGCCAUCUGUAACCCACUGUUGUACAUGGUCACCAUGUCUCCCCAGGUGUGUUUGCUCCUUUUGCUGGGUGUCUAUGGGAUGGGGUUUGCUGGGGCCAUGGCCCACACAGCGUGCAUGAUGGGUGUGACCUUCUGUGCCAAUAACCUUGUCAACCACUACAUGUGUGACAUCCUUCCCCUUCUUGAGCGCGCUUGCACCAGCACCUAUGUGAAUGAGCUGGUAGUGUUUGUUGUUGUGGGCAUCGAUAUUGGUGUGCCCACAGUCACCAUCUUCAUUUCCUAUGCUCUCAUUCUCUCCAGCAUCCUCCACAUUCGUUCCACGGAGGGCAGGUCCAAAGCCUUCAGCACCUGCAGCUCCCACAUAAUUGCAGUUUCUCUGUUCUUUGGGUCAGGAGCAUUCAUGUAUCUCAAACCCUCUUCUAUUUUACCUAUGAACCAGGGCAAGGUGUCUUCCCUGUUCUAUACCACUGUGGUGCCCAUGCUCAACCCAUUAAUUUAUAGCCUGAGGAAUAAGGACGUCAAAGUUGCUCUAAAGAAAAUCUUGAACAAAAAUGCAUUCUCCUGAGAAAAGGGCAAUGCGCAG
This is a messenger RNA of Piliocolobus tephrosceles (Ugandan red Colobus), 1022 nucleotides long. RefSeq names its product olfactory receptor 8B8. NCBI's taxonomy places the organism in Eukaryota, Metazoa, Chordata, Mammalia, Primates, Cercopithecidae. Bases 63 to 1004 code for a protein of 313 amino acids. Gene Ontology annotation, molecular function: olfactory receptor activity; G protein-coupled receptor activity. Gene Ontology annotation, cellular component: membrane. The transcript has a single exon. The record is from RefSeq and is a predicted model, not a curated record. Gene Ontology annotation, biological process: G protein-coupled receptor signaling pathway.